Cloeon dipterum is the source of this 1328-nucleotide messenger RNA. RefSeq names its product mitochondrial ribosomal protein L3 (gene mRpL3). Gene Ontology annotation, biological process: translation. The record is from RefSeq and is a predicted model, not a curated record. Gene Ontology annotation, cellular component: mitochondrial large ribosomal subunit; ribosome. Lineage: Eukaryota; Metazoa; Arthropoda; Insecta; Ephemeroptera; Baetidae. The transcript is spliced from 7 exons. Gene Ontology annotation, molecular function: structural constituent of ribosome. Bases 125 to 1270 code for a protein of 381 amino acids.
UCAACUCAAACACAUGUUUUUGGUGUGAUACCGGCCGAUUGUUGUCCAGACUGAAUCAAAUUAAUUUGCGAAUCUCAUGGAGUUCUAACCUUUCAAGUUUUAUUUUGCUAAAAAUAAAACGAUCAUGAAUUCUUUCAGUUCGAUCAAGACACUUUUAAGCUGCAGCAGCCUACGGAGCAGCACAUUUUUGCAGCAAGUGCGGCAUAAAAAAUAUCCUCUCCAACCAAAAAUACAAAAUCCAAUUUGGUUUGCAAGGAAAGAAAGAGCGACCUUUGAUGAGCAACUUACAAAAGAAAACCAAGCGUUUGUAAAGGAGAUGGUGUAUGCCAAGUACGGGCCACCUGCCAUCAUACAUGGAGUAGAAACGUUAGAUUUGUCGAGAAGCCUUCUGAAACAAGAGCCCGUUGUGUCAGGAGAGUGGUCCCCGGGCAUCAGGAGGACGGGAUUGAUCGCCCGCAAAAUUGGCGUCUAUCCUAUGUGGAUGAAGGAUGGCAAGAAAGUCGCCACCACACUGUUGCAGGUUGUGGACAAUUACGUUAUUAAAUAUAUACCUCCAGAAGAGUACCAAGCUUCAAGGAAAGCCCCAAGAAGAUACAAGAAUGAAGGAAAAUGGGGCUGUCUGGUUGUUGGAGCAGAAUGCUGUGACCCGCAAAAGUUCACCAAGGAAUACUGCGGUCUCUUCAAAGACUCUGGAGUUGCCCCAACAAAAAUCCUGAGCAGGUUCCUUGUGUCCCCAGAAGCAGCUAUCCAGCCUGGCACAUCGCUCUCGCCCCUUCACUUCAAAGUCGGCGACCACAUUGACGUGUUCGGUAGAACGAAAGAGCGAGGCUUCCAAGGAGUUAUGAAAAGGUGGGGCUUCAAGGGUAUGCCUGCAACGCAUGGCGUCACUAAAACGCAUAGGAGAGGAGGAAACAUUGGACAGGGUGGCAACAAGGGCAGAGUCUUUCCAGGCACCAAAAUGCCUGGUUGGAUGGGAGGCAGGAGACGGACUCUCAGGGGAUGCCAGAUUUUGAGGAUCAACACCAAGUUUAAUGUGAUCUUCGUGAAAGGGCAGUCAGUGCCUGGAGGUCAGAACAGCGUUGUGUUCCUGCAUGACACUCUCCUCCCACUGAAAUGGCGCAAGACAAGUCCUGAGGCCUUCCCAACGUAUUUCCCUCACCUCCAAGAAGGCGAUUCCCUGCCAGUUGACAUUUAUCACGAAAGCGUCCACAAUUUCGCAGACCCCAGCAUCAUGUAUGAAGACGAGGAAGUGAAGGAUGCAAAGAAGUAAAUUAUAGUGACUUUUUAUUUAAGAGAUAAUGCAAUAAAAAAUUGUAAACGAAAAUUUA